AUGGGUCUUCGCGAGCGAUUACAGGUAAAGCAAGGCGAUGCCAGUCUGGCGGCGGAGGGCGUCGCCUCGAACGCAGAUCUCGAUCCCAUUCCUCUCGGCUCGCCGAAGCGCACGUGGGAAUGGCCUUCUCUGACGGGGUUCUGGAUUGCGGAGGCGUUUAGUAUCAGCAUGUACCAGGUGACAUCGAGUUCCGUGAGCAAGGGAUUAAGUGCCCCAAUGGCCAUUGCUGCGGUUAUUGUUGGACAUGUCCUUGUCUGUAUCCCAGCCAUGUUGGAUGGUUACGUCGGCGCCAUCUACGGCAUCAACUUCCCCGUCUACACGCGCGCCAGCUUCGGCAUGCGAGGCAGCUACUUCGCCGUCUUCGUUCGCGGAAUCGUCGCCAUCAUCUGGUUCGGCACGCAGACAUACCAGACGGGCCAAUGCGUCUCAACCAUGAUCAGCGCCAUCUGGCCCUCCUUCAACCACUUUCCGAACAGACUCCCUGCGAACGGUCCCAUCACCUCUGCUGAGCUACUGUGUUUCUUCCUUGCGAUCCUACUACAGCUGCCACUGCUGUACUUGAAGGUGUCGAAGCUGAGAUACCUUUUUAUCGUCAAGACGUGCAUCAUGCCGAUCUUUGGAAUUGUGCUUUUUGCUUGGGCAGUUAAGGCUGCGAAUGGAUUUGGCCCUGUCUUCUCGAAACCGAGCGUUAUCCACGACGGCACUCCUGUCGCCGUCGUCUUCCUGCAAUGCGUUACGAGCGCCAUCGGUCCCAAAGCUACCCUCGCCUUGAACAUGCCCGAUUUCACCCGCUACGCAAAGAAGCCCCGCGAAGUCUUCUGGACACAAGCCGUCGGCCUCGUAAUUCUCGUCUCGCUCUGCGGCGUGCUCGGCGCCACAGUCUCCAGCGCAACAGAGGUAAUCUACGGGAAGCAAACGUGGAACCCGCUCGAGGUCGCCGUGCUGUGGGACAACCGGGCCGCGCAGUUCUUCGCCGCGGCGUGCUGGGCUCUCGCGGCGAUUGGGACCAAUAUCUCGGCGAAUAGUGUCUCGUUCUCGAAUGACAUCGCGCUCUGGUUCCCGAAGUACAUCGAUACCCGCCGCGGGGCGUAUAUCUGUGCGACGCUGAGUGUUUUGAGUAUGCCGUGGUAUAUCCAGAAUUCAGCAGCAUCCUUCUCCGCCUUCCUAGGCGGCUACUCCCUCUUCCUCGGCGCCCUCGCCGGAAUAAUCGUGGUCGACUACUGGGUCUGCCGGGGUCGUCGUCUCCGCCUUCGCUCCCUCUACGAAGCGCACGGAACGCACUACUUCACCAAAGGUGUCAACCUCCGCGCACUCGCCGCAUUCGUCUGCGGAAUCACGCCCAAUAUGCCGGGGCUCGCGGCUGUCACUGGGGAGAAGGGGGUUCCCGUCGGCGCGACGUAUUUGUAUUCGCAGAGUUGGUUGGUUAGUACGGUUGUUGCGGGUGUUGUUUAUUGGGGACUGUUUCUUGUGUGGCCUUUUGAGGUUGAUGAGAAGGUUAUUACGGCUAUUGAAGGGAUUGAGGGCGUUGAAAGGGUUGAGGAGGGGAUUGUUGAGGUCAAGGCGUGA
Messenger RNA from Aspergillus calidoustus, 1566 nucleotides. Lineage: Eukaryota; Fungi; Ascomycota; Eurotiomycetes; Eurotiales; Aspergillaceae. The record is from the annotation of a GenBank genome assembly.